Molecule: messenger RNA, 758 nt
Organism: Hemiscyllium ocellatum (epaulette shark)
Lineage: Eukaryota; Metazoa; Chordata; Chondrichthyes; Orectolobiformes; Hemiscylliidae
Product: CMRF35-like molecule 8
Exons: 3
Coding region: 21-758 (245 amino acids)
Source: RefSeq, a predicted model, not a curated record
GACGAACAUCAGGAACUGAAAUGAUCUUUGCAAAUAUAAUGUUGUGGGCUUCAAUUCUCCUCAUCUAUUCCAUUCCCGUUUCAGGUGCUUUAUGGGCAGAAGAAAAUGUAACGGGAAUUUUGGGAAGAGCGAUCACAAUAUCUUGUCACUACGAAGCACGGUGGUACCAGUCACACAUGAAAUAUUGGUGUCAUGGAUGGACUCGUCUGUGUCAGGUUAUAGCAAUGACAAAUUGGCCAAAUGGGAGAAUAUCAAUCACUGACAACAAAACACAAGGAAUAUUUCUUGUUACAAUGAAGAAUCUUCAAUGGAGGGAUGCAGGAUGGUACAGCUGUGGGAUGGAGAUUCCUGGUCUUGACCCAAUGUUUAAUGCAAAGCUGCACAUCUCUGAUGAAGCCGUCUCGGUUCCUGGGCUUCGAUUUUUAUCCCAACCAAAUGUCUCAUGUUCUGGGGGUUCAGUGACAGUCUCCUGUGAGUCUGCCCGAGGAUCUCUCCCCAUUCACUACACAUGGUCUGAGAAGACGCCAUCACAAGAUUCAAAGAUCUCUGACACCAAUAAACUGGAUCUACAUUGUCAAUCCUUCACACAGCAACAUCAUCAAUAUUACUGCACAGCCUCACAUACUCAGGGAACAAAACCCAGUGAAAUGGUUCAUGUCUCAGUUACCAAUGUAGCAGAGAAGGGUUGUAGUUACAUGAUAACAAUCAGCAGCAUAGGUAAGAUUUAUACAAACACUGAGUCCUGCAGGUACUUUUAA